Molecule: messenger RNA, 3615 nt
Organism: Apis laboriosa (Himalayan honeybee)
Lineage: Eukaryota; Metazoa; Arthropoda; Insecta; Hymenoptera; Apidae
Product: ski oncogene
Exons: 3
Coding region: 1234-3363 (709 amino acids)
Biological process (GO): negative regulation of BMP signaling pathway
Cellular component (GO): nucleus
Molecular function (GO): RNA polymerase II cis-regulatory region sequence-specific DNA binding; DNA-binding transcription factor activity, RNA polymerase II-specific; SMAD binding
Source: RefSeq, a predicted model, not a curated record
CUUGUCAUGAGAAGUGCGAGUAUAAACAUUAACAUUGAAUUGAACUAACGUAUCGUCAACGAAUGAUUGCAGUGCAUAUAAUUAACAUUGGUUUGACAUUGUUUGCAAUUGACAUUGUAUGAUGCCAUGAAAAAUAAUAUCUUUUUGAGUGGUUCUUCAUUUCUCACUCCGUGUGCGAUCAAUAUUACUCGGUUGUGGUAUACUGAGUCGAUCCAUUGUCUAACAGUGUCACUCAUCAUGGUGAUAAUAUUCAUCAAUCGAACGUAUUAUCAAUUUUAUUACUGCAACAAAUAGCAUUAAUAACAUAAGUUAUUGAUUUAUUGUUGGUGAUCGUCAUAGUGAACGACGGUAACGACGACAGUGUAGUGACAGUGGCGACGACGGUGGCGGUGACUGUGACGGUGGCGGCAGCGACAGUGGUGGUAGAAAUAGCUGUGGCGGUGGCGGUCGAAUGGCGGUCGCGGUAGCGAUCGUGAUAGCGAUUGUAGCGACGAUAGAAACGAUAAUAUCAAAGACAGUGAGGAUAGAAACGAACAAUAGUGAUAACCAAAUUCACGAAACAAUGAAUAUGCAUUAUUUGAGGAAAUAUAUAACUCGUAUUAAAAUAAUAUGAAAGAUGAAAAAAUAUGCAAAUGAAAUCAGCAAAAGGUAGAGAAAGAAAAAGCAAUCGCGAAUAAUCGUGUUUCGUUCAAAGUGUUUAUAAAGAAUUUUUAAGAAAACGAAUAAAGUGUGAUAAAUGGAAAAUUGAAUAAGAAUAAGAUAUCUUAAUUAUAUAAACUUAUUCAAAGUGGCAUAAACUCGUUCAAGAACGAAUUAUCAUGUACAUGGAAGCAACAUUGCAAUGGACAAUAGAUUGCGGAUAAUAGUCAAAUCGUUGAGUUGAAUAUAAUAUUACAGCAAGGGGAAUAGACAUAGAAAAAGACACAUGAACGGGUUAAGCUUGCUCUCGAUUCGCGUGCUAAAAGAGAACGCAUUGGCUAAAAUGAACACUUUAUACUUUUCCUUACUUAGUGCUAUUUUUCUCUUAUAUAUCAGAAAUAUGUGCUAAAUGAACAAUACUUCGAUUAAGAGUGGCAAAGUGAACGCAUGUAAGUUUCUUAUAUUGUGGAUGUAAAUACAUCUGUAUUAUGAAUUGUACAAAAUAGCGUAGUAUGUUACAAGUUGUCUCGAAAAUUUCAUACAACGAUCGAAUCUGUUUUAUUCUCUUGACUCUUUUCAUAUACUAUAAAAAUAAUGGAGACAUUAUUACCCGGCAAUACGAACAAUCAAUCGUAUAGCCCGCAAUUGAAGACCGUCUUAAAGACAUAUCAAUUAUCAGCUGUGAAAAGUUUACAGGGUCCGAGUUCGGCCCUGCUUGGUAUGGACUGCAAAAGUCUAUUACAAGAACAAACACCUUGUUACUCUCCUUCAAACCGGUCGAGUAAUUGUGCCAUUGAUUCAGUAUCAGAGCAGAUUUCAAUAAAAGAUCCUGAAAAGGAUAAUAAUUCAUCUAUAGCACCCAUCAGGCCUUGUAAAAUACGCAGAACGGAUCAACCGCUGGAAGAUUCAGAUGAAGAUCCGCAAUUGGAACGGUCGAAAAACAUUUGCGAAAAGAGAGAAUUAGAAUUUCAAAUACCUAUCUUAACAGCACCUGACCAAAGUUGUUCUGAAAGAUGUGAAACAAUUUUAGAAGGCGAAAGAAUAUCAUGUUUUGUUGUAGGGGGCGAAAGGAGGUUAUGUUUACCACAAAUAUUAAAUACGGUCUUGCAAGAAUUUUCCCUUCAUCAAAUUAAUCAAGUUUGCGAUGAAUUACAAAUUUAUUGCUCACGAUGUACACGAGAUCAGUUAGAGGAACUUAAGCAUUCAGGAAUUCUGCCGCGCAAUGCUCCUUCCUGUGGCCUUAUCACUCAAACAGAUGCUGAAAGACUUGUCAGUGCUUUACUUUUACGGACAGAAUCAUGUGAUCCUUCUCAAAUUGGUCAAACCCAAGAUAAUAUUGAAAAGAAAGUGUGCACUAAAAAUGAUAAUGAUGAAGAAUCUAUUGUCAAAUUUAAGGUGUAUCAUGAGUGUUUUGGAAAAUGUAAAGGCAUUUUUGAUCCAAGUUUAUUUGAAUCUGAUGAUUCGGUAUGCAUAGAAUGCAUUGAAUGUGGUUGUCAAUUUUCACCUCAACGUUUCGUUAGACAUGCUCAUAGAUCUCUUGAAAAUCGUACCUGUCAUUGGGGCUUUGAUUCUGCAAAUUGGCGAUCAUAUCUAUUACUUUCACGAGAUCAAGAACACUAUAAUAAAUCACUUACUUUAUUUCGAGAAUUGAAAGAAAAACAUCUUAGAUUGAGUUCCAAGCGAAAAUCAGAGCAUGAUUCAGAAAAAUUAAAACGAAUUAAGAAAGAUAUAGGAAGAGAAGAUUGCCCUGCAAUUUAUAAUGGAAAUGGCUUAGGCAUAUAUCAUCCUGUAUCACAAGUAGCUAAUGCAACUGAUCCAUAUCUACAAAUGUCAUGGGCAGUUUUUGAAUUAGCAGCUAGAGGAGCAUCAGCUUUUAGACCAUGGAAUACUACAAAUACAUGCAAGCAUAAAGAUAAUUCAUCAUUAGUGCCUGCAUAUCUUAGUCGUGGUCCACCUGUACUACAACAUCCAGAACAUGUGGUUCCUCUUUCUGAAUGUAAACGUUUUGAACCACAUUUUCAACCAAAUGUAGCCUUAGCACCUAUACCUGCACCAUCUGUGCCUGUAGUACUUCCACCAUCUGCUCAUCAUCAGCGGCGACAUCAUCAUGAACAUAAACGUUAUAAUCAACAUUCAUCAAGUUCUAAUGAGAAGAAAGAUAUUUUAUCAGAUAAUAUCAAAUCUGAGAAAACAUCUCCUAGUUCUGGAUCUAGUAUUGGCGUAUAUUCUGCAUUCCCUUCUUAUGAGUCUGGAAAUAAUCAAAAAGAACUGCCUCAUAAACCUAAACAAGAAAUUGGUGAAGAAGAAGAAAGUAGUGCUGCUGUAACAUCUUCUACAAUAAAUAUAGAACCACCUUUGGCUGAAAUUGGAACUUCUUCGCUAGAAAGUGAUUCUGAUUCUGAAGGAACAGCAGCAAUAGAUUUAGAAGAAAGGUUGUUAGCCUUGGAAGUACCACAAGAUGUUCUGGAGUUAGCACGGCGUAUAGUUUCAGAAAAUGCACAAUUACGACGCCAUCGACGUUCAGACGCACGCGAAAUAUUACGAUUACGUAAUCAAUUGCAAAUGCAACAAAUACAAUCAUCUAAUGAUGGUGAUAAAAAGGAGGAACCAGUGAACGCAGCAAGUGCAGCAGAUAGCACAGAAGGUAGUGAAGAAACAGAAGCUAUAUUGCCAUCAAAUAAUAAAGAGUCUGAACCUGUUGUUCUAGCUGUUAGUAAAGAAUAAAAUUAGUGAUUAGAGUUUUUUAAAUUAUUUAAUACAAAACUGCUCAGCAAUUUUUUGCAAUGCUCAUCUUUUAUCAGAUAAGCAUGCAUUAAAUUUAAUAAUAGCUAUAAUGAUAAUGAUAAAUUCUAAAUAAAUAAAAACUGUUUAGGUUAUGUGAUAAAUAGAAAGCCUUUAACGUUGUAAUCAUUAAUUUGAAAUUUUUAUUGUAAUCAUAUUUCGAUUAUAACGAUUUUAAUUAAAAUCGAAUGUAGA